This is a messenger RNA of Paramecium tetraurelia, 852 nucleotides long. RefSeq lists its product as uncharacterized. Lineage: Eukaryota; Ciliophora; Oligohymenophorea; Peniculida; Parameciidae. The record is from RefSeq and is a predicted model, not a curated record. The transcript has a single exon.
AUGAAGAUAUAUUUAAUUGGAUUCACUUUGUUCUUCAUAGCAAAUUCAGUCACUUUAUAACUAGGCAGUGUGUAUCAGUGUUCAUGCGAGAAUCUGUUACAACAAGCAGAUUGCUUAAGCGAUUAUUGCACUUGGGAUCCUAACGGGUCGACAUGUUCAAACAAAGCAUGCUCAUCAUUCAGCAAAAAUGAUUGCCAAGGAGUUCCAGACCCAUUUAACUGUAUUUGGAAUUACAAAACUAGUAAGUGUGAGGAUUUCACAUCAUGUUCUGAUUAUUCAUACAAAACCACAGAAGGAGAUUAUUGUUAUGAAUUGAUAAAAUGUUAAGUAGAUGCCGACACAAUCGAUUUAACAGCUGGAACUGUGAAAUGUAUGGAUAGAACAUAAGAAUCCGCUUUAAGUAUCGGAAGUUGCGAUAAAAUACCUUAUAGUGAAUGUAACUGGCUUGUAACUAGCGAUGGUAAACAAUGUGUGAAGAAUGUUUCAGCCUAAACUUGUGAAACCAAAACAAUAACUCAAUGUUCUGAUUAUACAAGCAUAGAUGUUUGCAACACUAAUUCCUGCUACUGGGGUGACACUUGCAAACCAUUAAGUUGUUCUAUUUUGCCAGAGAGUUCUUGUAUGUUAUUUUUCUCACUUGAUGCAAAAUAAGUUACUUUUUGUAAAUGGGAUGGAACCAAAUGUUCAGAUUUAGAUACCACAACUUUAACGUAAACCUAAUGUUUAGCUUAUACCCUUUAUUCUUAUGCUUGGAAUCCAGAUACCAAGAAAUGCGAAAUUUGUCAAGAGCCCGAUUCUAGCUCAGAAUUCAUCCUUUAUGGAUCAAUCUUGUUGGCCAUUAUGUUAAAUUGA